GCCGGUCGCCGCGUUUGAUCACUACUUGUUACCGUUGGUGCAAUGCCGUUUAAAACACACAAUUCAUCCGCUACUUUUCCCCCGAUUUGUCCCACCCUACCGGCGGCUUUAGAAUGCUCCGCCGCAUUCUCAUCACGGACUUCGCCGGGAAACCACAUCGGGGCCUCAAAGCUUCUCUCUUUUCCACGGCUCCGCCGCAGAUUACACCGCCGUUUAUCCACCAAUGUCAGACCGUUCUCCAGGCGAAGCUUGUCCACCAGCAACUCCUCGUCUCCGGAACCCUAACCCUGAAUCUCGCUUCUCACCUCAUCGGCACUUACAUCUCCCUCGGCUGCUCCUCCUCCUCCUGCUCCUUCCUCCGCCGUUAUCCUCCCUCAGACUCCUCCGUCUAUCACUGGAAUUCUCUCAUCCGCUUGACCCUUCACCAUGGCCGCCUCCGUGAAUCUCUCUCCCUCUUCCGACUCAUGCAUUCUCUGUCAUGGACGCCUGAUAACUAUACCUUCCCCUUUGUCCUCAAGGCCUGCGGUGAACUCCGUUCUCGUGGCGGCGGCGCGUCGGUUCACGCGUUGGCAUGGGUUACCGGGUUUGAGACCAAUUCUUUUGUGGGGAACGCGCUUGUAACUAUGUACGAGCGUUGUGGCUUUUUGGGUGAUGCGUGGAAGGUGUUCGAUGAAAUGCUUGUGAGAGGUGUGUGGGAUAUUGUCUCGUGGAAUUCUAUGAUGACUGGAUUUGUACAGAGAGGAGAACCGAAAAAAGCGCUUGGGGUGUUCACUCGAAUGACAAACGAGUUCGGAAUCAUACCCGAUGUUAUCAGCCUUGUCCAAGUGCUUCCUUCUUGUGCUUCUCUCGGUUCGUGUAAAGAGGGUAAACAGGCGCAUGGUUUUGCCAUCAGGAAUGGGUUAAUGGACAAUAUGUUUGUCAGUAAUGGCGUGAUGGAUAUGUAUGCAAAGUGUGGGAUGAUGGAUGAAGCAAACAAGGUGUUUUCCAACAUGACAGAAAAGGAUGUCGUGUCUUGGAAUUCCAUGGUUGCUGGGUACUCGCAGAUCGGGAGGUUUGAUGAUGCUAUCAGGUUGUUUGAUAAGAUGCGAGAGGAGAAGAUUGAAAUGGAUGUUGUUACUUGGACUUCUGUCAUUUCAGGGUUUGCUCAAAGGGACCUUGGACAUGAAGCAUUGGGUGUGUUUAGGGAGAUGUUGUCGCGCGGGUCAGAACCAAAUAAUGUCACUCUUGUCUCAGUUCUUUCAGGCUGUGCUUCUGUUGGAGCGCUGAAUCAUGGGAAAGAGAUUCAUUGUUAUGCCGUCAAGCAUGAUUCAUACUCUGAUAAGAAUGCUUCUGAUGAUGAUGAUAAUAUCGUUGUCAAUGGGUUGAUUGAUAUGUAUGGCAAGUGCAAAAGGGAUGAUGUUGCACGUGCUAUGUUUGAUUCGAUUGCUCCCAAGGAUAGGAAUGUCGUGACUUGGACCGCGAUGAUUGGUGGAUAUGCCCAGCACGGGGAAGCCAGUAAAGCUCUCGAGCUUUUCUCCGAGAUGUUUAAACAAGAUUGCCACAGAAAGCCGAAUAGUUUUACCUUAGCUUGUGCCCUCAUGGCUUGUGCCCGUUUGGCUACAUUAAGAACUGGCAAGCAAAUUCAUGCUUAUGUAUUGCGCCACCAUCAUGACGCUGUAACGCUGUUUGUAUUGAACUGCCUAAUAGAUAUGUAUGCGAAAUGUGGAGACGUAGAAGAUGCACAGAUGGUGUUUGAUGGCUUGCGGGAGAUGAAUGAAGUUUCUUGGACAUCCCUAAUGACAGGUUACGGUAUGCAUGGCCGUGGAGAAGCAGCCCUUAAGAUUUUUGACGAGAUGAGGCAAUUGGGUUUUACACCUGAUGGUAUUACAUUACUUGUUGUACUCUAUGCUUGCAGCCAUUCGGGAAUGGUGGAUCAGGGAAUGGAGUAUUUCAAUAGGAUGGAAAAGGAUUUCGGAGUUGUUCCCGGGUCAGAGCACUAUGCCUGUGCAGUAGACAUGUUGGGUCGUGCUGGUCGUUUGGAUGAAGCUUUUCAUCUCAUCGAAGAAAUGCCCAUGGACCCUACUUUUGUAGUAUGGGUGGCAUUGCUGAAUGGCUGUACAAUCCAUGGGAAAGUUCAGCUCGGGGAACAUGCUGAAAGGAAAUUAUCAGAGUUAGCCUCUAACAACGAUGGAUCAUACACUUUGCUUUCGAAUCUAUAUGCAAAUGCAAGGCGGUGGAAGGAUGUGGCAAGGAUCAGAUCAUUGAUGAAACAUACAGGAAUCAAGAAAAGACCUGGUUGUAGCUGGGUAGAAGGAAUCAAAGGGACCGCUACUUUCUUCGUGGGCGAUAGAACUCAUCCAAGAACGAAAGAAAUAUAUCAGAUUCUCGCAGAAUUUAUGCAACGGAUCAAGGAUUUGGGUUAUGUUCCUGAAACAAAGUUUGCCCUCCAUGAUGUGGACGAUGAAGAGAAAGGCGAUCUUCUUCUUGAACACAGUGAGAAGUUAGCUCUUGCCUAUGGUAUCUUAACAACGCCCGGAGGGGCACCUAUUCGGAUUACCAAGAAUUUACGAGUGUGUGGAGAUUGCCAUACGGCAUUCACGUACAUUUCCAAGCUUAUUGAUCAUGAGAUUGUAUUGAGGGAUUCGAGUCGGUUCCAUCAUUUCAAGAAUGGCUCUUGUUCCUGCAAAGGUUACUGGUGAGGAGAAAUGUGAAGAGAUUUCCUGCAGAUGUGCGAUUAUUCCCGUGACUAAACGUCCAAGCCACGCGUUUUCUUCUUCAAAUCUUCCAGCGUCAACGGCAUUGACUUC
Molecule: messenger RNA, 2786 nt
Organism: Tarenaya hassleriana
Lineage: Eukaryota; Viridiplantae; Streptophyta; Magnoliopsida; Brassicales; Cleomaceae
Product: pentatricopeptide repeat-containing protein At5g16860
Exons: 2
Coding region: 114-2678 (854 amino acids)
Biological process (GO): RNA modification
Molecular function (GO): zinc ion binding; RNA binding; protein binding
Source: RefSeq, a predicted model, not a curated record